GUUCAUGAUUACAAUAGUCACCAUGGCCAGAAGAUGAUGUUUCACAGCACUCCUUCCCAUCUUCGGGCUCUUUUUCUGCUCCCUCUUCGGAUAUAUUUGCCAGGCUGUUUGAGUGUGGAUUGUAACCUUUGGUAAGAAGAUGUCGUCCAUCUUGCCGUUCACUCCGCCAGUGGUGAAAAGACUUCUGGGAUGGAAAAAAUCAGCCAGUGGGUCUGGAGGAGCAGGUGGUGGAGAGCAGAAUGGACAGGAAGAAAAGUGGUGUGAGAAAGCGGUGAAAAGUCUGGUGAAAAAGCUAAAGAAAACAGGACGAUUAGAUGAGCUUGAGAAAGCCAUCACCACUCAGAAUUGCAAUACUAAAUGUGUUACCAUCCCAAGCACUUGCUCUGAGAUUUGGGGACUGAGUACAGCAAACACGGUAGAUCAGUGGGAUACAACAGGCCUUUACAGCUUCUCUGAACAAACCAGGUCUCUUGAUGGUCGUCUUCAGGUUUCGCAUCGGAAAGGGUUGCCACAUGUUAUAUAUUGUCGGUUAUGGCGCUGGCCGGACCUUCACAGUCACCAUGAGCUCAAGGCUAUUGAAAACUGCGAAUAUGCUUUUAAUCUGAAAAAAGAUGAAGUAUGUGUAAAUCCUUACCACUACCAGAGAGUUGAGACACCAGUUUUACCUCCAGUGUUAGUGCCUCGGCACACGGAGAUCCUGACAGAACUGCCGCCUCUGGAUGACUAUACCCACUCCAUUCCAGAAAACACUAACUUCCCAGCAGGAAUUGAGCCACAGAGUAAUUAUAUCCCAGAAACACCACCACCUGGAUACAUCAGUGAAGAUGGAGAAACAAGUGAUCAGCAGUUGAACCAAAGUAUGGACACAGGCUCCCCAGCUGAGCUGUCUCCUACCACUCUCUCGCCUGUCAAUCACAGCUUGGAUUUGCAGCCAGUUACUUACUCGGAACCUGCAUUUUGGUGUUCAAUAGCAUAUUACGAACUAAACCAGAGGGUUGGAGAGACCUUCCACGCAUCCCAGCCCUCGCUUACUGUAGACGGCUUUACAGAUCCAUCAAACUCAGAGAGGUUCUGCUUAGGGCUGCUCUCCAACGUUAACCGGAAUGCUACUGUAGAAAUGACAAGAAGGCAUAUAGGACGGGGAGUGCGUUUGUAUUACAUAGGAGGGGAGGUGUUUGCGGAGUGCCUGAGUGACAGUGCCAUCUUUGUGCAGAGCCCCAACUGUAACCAGAGGUACGGCUGGCACCCGGCCACAGUGUGCAAGAUUCCACCAGGCUGUAACCUGAAGAUCUUCAACAACCAAGAAUUUGCUGCUCUUCUAGCUCAGUCUGUGAAUCAGGGUUUUGAAGCCGUUUAUCAGCUAACUCGAAUGUGCACCAUAAGAAUGAGUUUUGUGAAGGGGUGGGGAGCAGAAUACCGGAGGCAGACAGUAACAAGUACUCCUUGCUGGAUUGAACUUCAUCUGAAUGGCCCUCUGCAGUGGUUGGACAAAGUAUUAACUCAGAUGGGAUCCCCUUCGGUGCGAUGCUCGAGCAUGUCAUAAAGUCCAGCACCAGUCAAGUCCAUCAAAAGACUUCGUGUAACAACUCUCCUGUCAUAGUAUUUGUGUAUGAUCCCGUGGACUCUUUGCUAUCCAAAAAUUACAGAGUGAAAACAGCACUUGCGGUCUCACCAGUUAAAGCACCUUGUGGAUUCUGUUUCCUAUGUUUGAAUAUUAGAUGGGAAAAUUAGUGUCUAGAAAUGCCCUCCCCUGAGGGGGAAGAGAAGACUUAAAGACUUAGUGAUGUCUUGCUGGGCAUAAGACAGUGUCCCACAGGUUAUUAAUAACAGUAGUAGUUAUGUGUACAGGUAAUGUAUGGAGACCCAGUAUUGCAGUACUAUGCUGUUUGGAUACAUUUUUAGUGUGCAUACCUGAGGUGUGUGUGUGUAUGCUGCUUCUUGGUCUAGGCAAGCCUUUAUAAAGUCACAGUACCUAAUCUGUUGUCCCCACUUCGCCAUUAUUUUUGUGUCUUUUUUAAUAUAUAAUAUAUAUAUAUAUAUAAAGAUUUUCAAAUUAUCAUUUAGAAGCAGAUUUUCCUUGUAGAAACUAAUUUUUCUGCCUUUUACCAAAAAUAAACAAACUUGGGGGAAGAAAAGUGGAUUAACUUGGAAAUCCUUGACCUUAAUGUAUCCAAUGGAUCUUAGCAAUCGUUCUUUCUGUGUGUGUUUAUUUCCUGCUGAAUUUCAUUAGAAGGAAACCUUACUGGAAGCUUCUGGACUCUUCAUCCCAUUUCUGUUCUGAUAUAACACAGUAGAGCAUGAUGUCAUUGUGGAAAACAGCUGCACUGGUGGCUGCUGGAGCAGUUAAUCCUGGGUCCAGUGAGGGUUUGGGGAGAGGAAGUCUUUUUUCUCAGAGCCAGACUUCAGCAGAUGAUAAUGGACUUGUGUAAGCUGUUGGUCUGUUGAUAACUGUCAUCUCCAAACAUGCACAGGUGGCGGUAUAGUUAUUUUCAGGGCUAUUCUAGAAUCACCUCAGUAUGUGUUUCCUUCUUCCAAAGCCAGUCUAAUAAUAAAGGAUCUUUCUGUAAAGGCA
This is a messenger RNA of Peromyscus maniculatus bairdii (prairie deer mouse), 2572 nucleotides long. The record is from RefSeq and is a predicted model, not a curated record. NCBI's taxonomy places the organism in Eukaryota, Metazoa, Chordata, Mammalia, Rodentia, Cricetidae.